Molecule: messenger RNA, 435 nt
Organism: Ostreobium quekettii
Lineage: Eukaryota; Viridiplantae; Chlorophyta; Ulvophyceae; Bryopsidales; Ostreobiaceae
Source: the annotation of a GenBank genome assembly
AUGCAGUGGGGGCACGGGGGGCCGCUCGCCCGCCGCAAGCCCUCAGCUCAACAAGUCCCAGGCCCGCAAGCGCGCCCACUCGCACCGCGCCUAAGCACCACAGGGCAUCGCAGGCUCUGUGAGAAACUCCGUUGCCAUCCGCACCCUGCCCGGCCGCCCAAUCGCCAGGCAGCAAGGAUUCGGUGCUGGCGUGGCAGCGGCAGACCGGCGCUGCAUGGCACCCCUGGAACAGGGUGGCGAAGAAUUGUGUGCAGGGCGGAGGGCGUCGAGGGCAGAUUGGAUGCCAAUGGCCUGAAAUUUGGCAUAGUCGUGGCGAAGUUCAAUGACAUAGUCACGAGGCCCUUGCUCGCUGGCGCGCUGGCGGCGAUCGAUCGCCACGGAGGCGUCUCCGCGGUGGACUCCCAGGCAGGUGGCUUGGGUUCCGGGAAGCUUUGA